Molecule: messenger RNA, 1329 nt
Organism: Fusarium verticillioides 7600
Lineage: Eukaryota; Fungi; Ascomycota; Sordariomycetes; Hypocreales; Nectriaceae
Exons: 3
Coding region: 976-1329 (117 amino acids)
Source: RefSeq, a predicted model, not a curated record
AGCUGACGCACAGUAUGUUUUUGUCUCUUAUCCAUCACCUCGUGCGACGCGACUUAUUUGACAGAUCAUAUUUAUGGGCGUCAUUAUGACUGGUGACCAUAAUUGCUUUUGGUCUUGGUGCGUUUAUCGAAUAUGGCUUUCUCUCACCGGCGACUUGCUCGCCCUCGGGUCUGCUUGGCCUGACGCUAGUGGAACACUCUCCCACCAUUGGUUGUCGUAUCUUACCGGGACACAGCAAAUGUUGACGCCGGACCGGUCACGGACAAAAGUCUCUGCUAGAUAAAGAAUCAUUACGAGGCUUGAGCUUGUCGGCCACGGACAACUUCUUAAACUGGUCUGGUCUGGCUACACGAGACGCCACCCACCCAAGCCCUCUUUGGGUUCAAUUUUCGUGAUGAAGACCCAAAUCUUGCGGCAGUAGACGAGUAGAAGGCUUUGUGGCUUGAUGAUUAUUGUUUUGAGGCCCAUUCUUUGGUCGGAACAUUGAGCAAGGAGGCCAGCAAACACAGGAUAGACGAGCCUUAGUAUAGAAAAUGAGUACAGUCCUGAGAGGGCAAAGUGUUAGGGAACUGAUAUAGGCAUAACCUGGGCAUCGCCAAUGUCCGGGUCUUUGUUCAGCAAUGUGAGAAGAAGAGCCAGCGCUGUCCAACAUGUCGCAGCACCCAAUCGGCCACACUUUUCUUUCGAUUUGUUAAUGACGUUAGUCAAUUGUUCACAGGUGUCCCAUUAGAGAACUGGCCACUUGACCCAAACACAACAAAUUAGAACAGUGAGCGUAUUUUACGCGCUUCAGUUGGAACAAUGAGGAUCCCAUACAAAGCGGUCUUGAACGUUGUUCGGAUCCCGAUGUAUUAAAGGACAAUGUAGCUGUAUAUUUCCCCCUAAUCUGCCCAGCAAUCAGCUUAUCCCGCUACAGCUUUAUUUUCCCCUACACCACUGCACUCUCACAAUCAUAGUUCAUUAACAACACUCAGCAUGUCUCGGCAGGAAGUAUCUUAUUUCGACAUUGUGCCCCAGUGGCAAACAUCGAUUCAAUCCCAAGGAACAGUCGUCAGCGAAUCUCCGAAUAGCACAAGCAUGAUCGGCGUCGUAGAUGAGUCUGAUGUAGACAGCGACUCCGGUGACGGCACUAGUGUCAUUGAAAGAAAGCCUAUGGCCCACGGCAAGGGACGACAACAACUAGAGGACAAACGUAUUAUCCAAGACGAGAUAAACAAGCUCGAGAGCCGGCUAAACAGAACUACUGUUCUUUGUACCUCGCUGUUCUUGGUUGCUGACGUUGGGCGCGCACUCGACAUUAAGGUCAUGUACCAGCGACACAUUGAUUGA